AUGCCUCGUCUUCUUACUCUCGCUGCCGGCCUGGCGCUGGCUGCUGCCCAACUCACCUCCUCCUCGCUCGAGAAUCACGUCGAUACCCUCACUUUGGGUGCCUCUUUCAACCCCGUCAAGGAAGCCUACUGGACUGGCCUUCCUCACCAUCGCCGAACUCCCUUUGCCGUCUCUCCAGAUGGAAAAACUGCUUUCUUGGCUUACCUCGAUGCUAGCGGUACCGGUGUCCACAUCCAGGGUGUUGACCCCAAGACCUUUGCUGCUGUUGGAACUCCCAUUACGGUCAAGAACGGUAAGGAGGCUGGUGGUCUCGUUGCCCACAACGAUGGCUUUGCCCUCUUGACCAACGAGGUUGUCUCUGGAGAGUCUAAGGAUCCUCUCCCUGUGAUCUACAAGUACACCAAUGGCAAGCAGGCUUUCCGAACUCUCCUUGGUGGUUCUGGCUUCUCAGGAAAUGCGCUUGCUUCUCCUGACAUCAACGGUGAUCUUGUCUUCUCUGAGAAGGCUGGCUACUACGCCGCCUACAUCGUUGUCACCUCUUACAGUGGCGAUGCUUCCGGUCACUUUGGUGAUGCCAUUCGCUACAUCACCCCUGAGGGCAAGGUGGAGGAGAUCCAGGGCGCCUCCUCGUCUUGGGGCUGCUCUCACAACACUGGUAUCGCCUUCGAAGCCGCCGAUGAGCCUCCUUUCGCUUCCCUCUGCUCCGAAGAUCAGGGUGCUAUCUGGUUGAACACCGAGACUCAGGGCAUGAGCAACAACGGUGUCAAGGUCUCCAACGAGCACGUCAUCAACGGUGCCAGCAACGAGCCAAUGGGUGGAAUGAGUGGCUCUUACAGCUCUCUUGCUCGUUUCAUUGGUGCUGACUCUUACAUCUUCUCCUGGGUUUCUCGUGGUGCUAUCGAUCUUACUCUCAACGAUUGGAUGGGUGAGGGCUACACUCACGCCGAGAACCGUACCAACAACCGCAACGUUGCCAUUGCUCUUUUCUCUGACAAGAAGACCCUCAUUGGCGAGCAGGCUUCCUCCAAGGUCGGUGCCAAGGAUGGUGAUAGCCAAGUCACCUGGGUGACUGAUGGUGCCAAUGACUGCUCCAACGCUCACGUUGCUACCUUCGAUGCUUCCACUGCUCUUGUCACCUGGGAGGAGAUCUCCAACCCCGUCUGCGAGUUCGAGGCCAUGGGCUGCAAGGGUAAGUUUGCUGGUACCAAGUUCCAGGCUGUCGACAGCAAGGGCAAGAAGCUUGGCUCUGCCAUUACUUCUGAGGAUACAUACGUUGCUGGUGACAUGGUCACUAUGUCUGAUGGCCGUAUCUGCUGGCCCUAUGUCAACAUGGCUUGGUCUCUCAGUGGGCCUACUCAGGCUGCCGAUGUCAAGAAGAUCUCCUUCGCUUGUAUCUCCAACGGCAGCGGCUCUGGAUCCGGGUCUGGAUCUACCACCAAGGCUUCUACUGCUAUUUCUCAGGCUUCUGCUACCAAGACUCCCAAUGCUGGUGCUGCCAAGCCUUCGACUGUUGAGUCUGCUGCCGCUGCUGAGGGUUCCUCUGGAGAAUCUACCGUCCCUGAGGGCGCACCACGUCCCUCUUUCGCUACAGUCCCUGGCUCUGUGACUGAUGUUCUCUCCGCACCAACUGAGGUCAGUUCGUCUGCUGCUGCUGAGAAGCCUUCUUCAGUUGUGAUCAAGCCCUCUGCUCCCACUGUCCCCGAUGCUGGAGAGACCGAUACCCCCACUGAUGGUGAUGGCGAACCUGCUACCGCUGAGGCUCCUACAAAGGCCGCCCCCACUGCUUCGAAGCCCACCGAUAGUGAGGACGACUGUGAUGAGCAGGAAUCCGGCAACGCCCCUGUUGCAACCCAGGCCCCUACCGAGAGCGCAGCCCCUGUUGAGACUAUUCCCACCUCCGCUGACGGUGAAGAUGACUGCAACGAGGAAGCCUCAGGUAACUCUCCUGUUACCACUCAGGCACCCACCAAGGUUAACAAGCCUUCUGGCCGCCGCACCCGCACUCGAACCCGCACUCAUACCCCUCGCCCCAGCUCCCCUUUUUCCAAGAAGGAGUGUGUGGCUAAGACUGUUACUCAGACUGUCUAUGUCACUGCUACUGCUACCCCUGGGUACUAG
Messenger RNA from Fusarium fujikuroi IMI 58289, 2118 nucleotides. Its product is annotated as related to MUC1 Extracellular alpha-1,4-glucan glucosidase. The transcript has a single exon. The record is from RefSeq and is a predicted model, not a curated record. The coding region runs from base 1 to 2118 and encodes 705 amino acids. Lineage: Eukaryota; Fungi; Ascomycota; Sordariomycetes; Hypocreales; Nectriaceae.